Molecule: messenger RNA, 2906 nt
Organism: Hyla sarda
Lineage: Eukaryota; Metazoa; Chordata; Amphibia; Anura; Hylidae
Product: extracellular calcium-sensing receptor-like
Exons: 8
Coding region: 1-2859 (952 amino acids)
Biological process (GO): G protein-coupled receptor signaling pathway
Cellular component (GO): membrane
Molecular function (GO): G protein-coupled receptor activity
Source: RefSeq, a predicted model, not a curated record
AUGAUCUGGUAUGGCCGCUACAUAGAUGAUAUUCUUAUCAUCUGGAGUUCCGAUGUGGCGGCCAUACCGGAUUUCUGCACGUACAUCAAUGAGAAUUCUCUUAACUUGAGGUUCACUCUUAAUCAUGAGGUGUCCAUGGUUAGUUUUCUUGACUUGCAUUUGAUGGGUGACAAUGAGGGAUGCUGUGUGAAAACUGCUACAUUUCGUAAAAAAACUGCAGUAAAUUCAAUAUUACACGCGUCCUCGUGCCACCCAUCACAUGUAACUCGUAACUUGCCCACGGGUGAGAUGGUGAGAGCCCGCAGAAACUGCUCGGCCGACCCAGAUUUUAGACGGGAGAUAUGUGAAAUUUCUUCCCGUCUCCAAGCCCGUGGGUACCAGUCUCGGGACAUAGAGAGGGGCAUUAAUAUUGCCUCGAAUAAAAAUAGGGCGCUGUUGAUCUCUCCCUCCUACAAUAAGACACAAGGUACCCAGAAGACCCCCGAUUCCCCGGUGGUCUUCUGCACCAAGUAUAGUCUUGAAUAUAAACGGAUCUGUAACAUCAUACACAAAUAUAUGCCCAUUGUCUUAUGUGAUCCUGCCUUUCAAGGGGUAUUCCCUACAGGAUAUAAAUGUAUAUCCAGAAGGGCCCCGACUAUCGGUCAGAGCAUUUCACCCAGUCUAUUUUCCACACAGCAGAAAUCACAACCAACCUGGUUACGCUAUAUGGGGUCCUACAGGUGUGGACACAACAGUCCUGGCUUUAAAGAAUACAGACAUAUCCUGUCAUUUAUAUUUGCCAUUAACGAUGUUAACGAUGACCCAACCAUUCUGCCAAAUAUCACCCUGGGAUAUCAUCUGUAUGAUUCAUGUAGCAAUGUGAAUAAGGUGAUAAAGGAUGUCCUGCAGAUAAUGUCUGGACACUCAGUAACAGCUCCCAACUAUUCAUGUAUGGAGCAUGGGACAUUAGCCGGUUAUAUUGGGGACCUUCAGUCUGCCACCACUCUACCAAUGGCCCAGUUGGUAGGGAUGUUUGGAUAUACACAGGUUAGUUAUGGGGCAAGAGACUCUGCACUCAGUGACAGAAGAUUAUAUCCACAUUUCUUUCGUAUGGUUCAGAAUAAUGAAGUGCAAUAUGCGGCUUUAGUGAAGUUGCUGAUGUAUUUUAAGUGGAAUAUGGUUUGUAUCUUUACUACAGAUGACGAUAUUGGAGAACGGGAUCUUCGCCUCCUUAGCGCAGAGCUGAAAAAAUCUGGAAUGUGUAUUGAACUAACUCAUAUACUAACGAAUGAUCUAAAGAAUACUCUAUUACAGUCUACUUUUUCUGUUCCUCUUCAUGAGUGCACGGGUGAGGAACGUUUUACUAAUCUCACCCACUAUUUUGUGGAUGGAAUACCACACGGAGUGAAUACAGCUGUACGAAUGAUAGCCCACGCAUUGGAUGAUAUGCAUAAAGCCUUACUAAGGAGUGGAAAAUAUAACGAAGAAAAUGGGAUUCAUUUAUACCGAAAGAAGCAAAUGCUAAAGAUGAUUAAAGAAGGAGGGAUGGAGGAGAGUUCCCAUAUGCCUGGCAGCAGGAUGGAUGUUCUUCUUGAGAAGGAGGACUUGGAUGAGGAGUUGAGACAUUACAUGAAGUUGAUGUGUAUCUAUGAUCCAGAGGCAGGAAGAUUGUGUUUUAACAAUAAAGGUGAAAUCCCUGAACAUUUAGAGAUUCUAAAUUGUAUAACUAAAAUACAAUACAACGGAAAAAAGAAACUUAUACAAGGAUUCACAUUAGAUGUUGGUGCAUUCGAUGAAACACUUCCACCAGAUCAGCAACUUAAUAUUUCAUCUUUAAAUAUUAAGUGGAAUAAUAAUAAGAUACCUUAUAGCCGAUGCUCAGAAAAAUGUUUUCCGGGCUUCAGAAAAGCUGUGAUAGAAGGAAAUCACAUUUGCUGUUACGACUGCAUCGCGUGUUCUGAAGGAGAAAUUUCUAAUAUUUACGAUGCUGAAAACUGUGAGAAGUGUUUUAGCACUGAAUGGCCAAAUGAGACAAGAGACAAGUGUAUUCCUAAAAUUAUUGAAUUUCUCUCUUAUGAAACUGAUGUUGUAGCUUAUGUUUUCUUGUUAUUUUCUAUAUUAUCUUCCAUUGUGGUCUUAAUUAUAAUCAUAAUUUUUAUAUUUUUCCGGAAUACUCCUGUUGUCAGAGCUAAUAACCGUAACCUCAGCUUCAUCUUGCUUGUUUCCCUCAAGCUUAGUUUCCUUUGCAUAUUCCUGUAUAUUGGUAAACCAGAGGACACAACCUGUAUGUUCCGUCACAUCUCCUUUGGAAUCAUCUUCACUGUUGUGUUGUCAUCUAUCUUGGCCAAGACUAUCAUGGUUUGUAUUGCUUUCAAGGCCACCACACCUGGCAGCUACUGGAGACAAUGGAUUGGUGUUAGACUCCCCAAUGCUAUAGUGUUGGUCUUCUCAUCUCUUCAGGUCCUGAAUGGAAUACUUUGGUUGUCAUUUUCUCCUCCAUUCCAGGAGGAAGACAUGGACUCAUAUCCAGGGAAAAUCAUCAUUCAGUGUAAUGAGGGUUCAAGACUGGCCUUUUAUUUCAUGUUGGGUUACAUGGGGUUUCUGGCGGCUGUGAGUUUUGUUCUAGCUUUUAUGGUGAGGACAUUACCUGAUAUGUAUAAUGAAGCCAAGUACAUCACCUUCAGCAUGCUGGUGUUCUGCAGUGUCUGGAUCGGUGCCAUCCCGGCCUAUCUGAGCAGUAAGGGGAAAAGUAUGGUUAGUGUAGAAGUGUUUGCUAUAUUGGCUUCAGGUAAUGGGAUAUUGUUUUGUAUAUUUUUACCUAAGCUGUGGAAUUUACUGACAAAACCAGAACUGAACACUAGACGUUUAUUAGUAAAAUAAAUGAUAUUGACAUAAGGGGGUCAAUAAACUUGACUACCCUUAUUUUA